AUGAUGUGGAAGGUGCUAGUGUUGUGCGCACUGGGCGGAGGCCUCGCGGCCGGCCAGGACUGGCUGCCCGACCUCACGGACAAUUUGCGGAACACGAGCGUGCUGUUCAUGCCCGAGGUGAACUACUCCCAGCCCGUGAUUAACGCGACAUAUGUGUCCAAGUUCGAGUUCGACAUGCGGGCCAUGGGCCACCUGUACAAUGCCACUCCUGUAAUCAUCGACUUCAUUGCGAACAAACAGGCGUAUCCGGAGGGCAUGGUGAUAGUGUCAGACGGGCAAAUAGAGUUCGCGUCGCCGCGCGAGGAGUGGCGCACGCUGCUCACGCACUACGCGGGGCCCGUCGGCGUGCUGGUCGUCGUGGGGUUGCUCGUCAUCAUAUUACCACUGUCGGGGUUGUUUUGGUGCUGCUGCCAGUGGUGCCGGGUUGGUAGACGUCGAAGACCUUUCGAUAGAAAAUACGACGCCUGUUUGAAGGGUAUACUCGCUAUCGUGUUCAUCUGCCUUCUAACGCUAUUUCUGUUUGGCGUUGUUUGCGCCUUCGCCACCGACUCCCAGAUAGAAAGCGGCUCGCAAGCGACGCCCGACGCCAUCCGAGCGGGGAUACGCGACACACAGACUUUCCUUAACGCCACACAAGCCCACGCCCACCAUCUACUCGUACAAAACUAUAAAGAACUCGAAGAGCAGUUAGAUGCAACUCUUACUACCAGUGGGAAAGUAGUUUUGGUGAAGCUGGACCAGUUCACGAGAGCCACGUCGGUACAGAAGUUGAGUGCGAUGGUGGCGGAGCUAGAGAGCGUGCCCGCGCAGCUGAGGAGCGUGCAGCGGAAGACGGCUUUUUUGCGGACCAAGGCGGAGGAUCUUAAUGCUGGGUUGCGGCAAGUGCGGUCGUCGUUGUUGCGCACGCUGGCCACGUGCAAGGAGCGGCCCUGCGUGCAGCUGCAGGAGAAGCACCAGAUCGGGCAGCUCGACACCGAGAUACAGUACAACAAGAUGCUCGACAAGUACUUCCCGACGAUCCCGGACGUGUCGGAGCUGCUCGCGAACGUGAGCGCGCUGCUGGACGGCGACAUGCGCGCGGAGGUGGCGGCCGGCCUGGAGGUGUUCGAGGGCAUCAAGCGCACGGUGGAGCAGCACGUGCCGCGCGUGCGCGUCGCCAUCACGGGCACGGGCGAGCGGCUGGCGGGCGUGGCGCGCGAGGUGACGUGGCGCGCUGGCAACGCCAGCGCGGCGCUGGGCGCGGCGGCCCUGCCGUCGCGGCUGGCGGCGCGGCUGGCGGCGGCGGCGACGGCGCGGCGCCACGCGGCGCGCGCGGCGGCCGCGGCGCUGCUGGCGGUGCUGCUGCUGCUGGUGUGGGGGCUGCUGUGCGGCGUGUGCGGCAAGCGCCCCGACGCGUACGGCGCCAGCGACUGCUGCAACAAGGGUGCUGGCGCAUCGUGUCUGCUCUGCGGCAUGGCCGUGACGUUCGCGGUGGGCGGCGCGGUGGCGCUGGCGCUGCUGGCGCACUUCGCGGCCGGCCUCGCCGCCACGCGCCUCGUCUGCGACCCGCUCGUCGAGCCGCGCGACAACCUGGUGUUCUCGGACGUGGAGCGGUUCGUGCAGCUGGAGCGCGCGCUGUACGGCGACAGCCGCGACCCCGACUUCAACCUCACGUCCGUGCUGCUGCACUGCCACGCCAACCGCACCGUCUACGAGACGCUGCAGCUGGAGCGCGUGUACGACCUGCGCGCGGUGGCGGGCGGCGUGGCGGCGCGCGUGGCGGGCGCGGUGGCGGCGCUGCACACGGACUACCCGCCGCGCGGCCGCCCGCUGCGCGUGCUGCCCGCCGCCGCGCGCGCGCGCCUCGACCGCCUCGCCGCCACGCCGCUCUCCGACUUCGACUUCGACAGGAUACUCUACGCGCUGGAGACGAACAUGACGUCGUUCUCGCUGCUGGAGCUGUCGUCGCAGCUGGAGGGCGCGGCGCGCGCGCUGGCGCCGCGCGGCGGCUUCGCGGACGUGGCGCGCGACCUGCGCGCCGCGGCGCAGGCGCUGGCAAGGCUGCACGCCGACGCCGUGCGCCCCAUGCUCGACGCCACCGCCGACCUCAACGCGACGGCGUCGGCGCUGCGCGACGUGCUGCGCUUCAACCAGUCGUCGCUGAAGGAGGCCAUCCAUGUGCGCAUGCGCGAGACCGCUGACGUCGAGAUGUUCCUCAACACGCAGGGGCCCGACCUCGUGCAGAACCUGACGCGCGAGUUCGCGGAGCGCAUGGGGCAGCGGCUGCAGGAGUACGUGGCGAUGGUGGAGGCGGCGGCGCGGCGCCGCGUGGGCCGCUGCGGCCCGCUGUCCGCCGCCUUCAACGCCACGCGCGACACGCUGUGCCGCGCCGUGCUCAUGCCCACGAACGGGUUCUGGGUGUCGCUGGCGUGGUGCGUGGCGCUGUUCCUGCCGCUGCUGGCGGUGGCGCAGCGCCUGGCGCGCCUGUACCGCCGCCCCGACCCCUACCCCGGCCCGCUCGUCGAGGCCGAGUAUUUGUAUGACGCGUACGCGGACCGCGAUAACGUUCCCCUCGCCAAUGGCUCCAAGCGCAGCACGCUCGACAUCGAGGGCAAGAUCGCGGAGUGGCGCGGGCGCGGCGCGGGCGAGGGCGGGGGCGCGGCGGGCGCGGGGGGCACGCGCGCCGUGCUGGCGGGCCGCGAGGUGGUGUGCCAGCUGCUGGCGCCGCCCGCCGCGCUCAUCGACGACCUCAAGACGCGCCUCGACGCCAAGGACGAGGACUGCGAGUCCGGCAUUCACGAGUCCGAG
Molecule: messenger RNA, 2787 nt
Organism: Brenthis ino (lesser marbled fritillary)
Lineage: Eukaryota; Metazoa; Arthropoda; Insecta; Lepidoptera; Nymphalidae
Source: the annotation of a GenBank genome assembly